Mya arenaria is the source of this 1408-nucleotide messenger RNA. Its product is annotated as 5-hydroxytryptamine receptor 6-like. Gene Ontology annotation, biological process: G protein-coupled receptor signaling pathway, coupled to cyclic nucleotide second messenger; chemical synaptic transmission. The transcript has a single exon. Gene Ontology annotation, cellular component: membrane; dendrite. NCBI's taxonomy places the organism in Eukaryota, Metazoa, Mollusca, Bivalvia, Myida, Myidae. The record is from RefSeq and is a predicted model, not a curated record. Gene Ontology annotation, molecular function: G protein-coupled serotonin receptor activity; neurotransmitter receptor activity. The coding region runs from base 1 to 1161 and encodes 386 amino acids.
AUGACGAAUAUAUUAUUGUCUCGGAACAUAUCAGUAUUUGCCAACAGUACUAACACUCUUCUACCACGGAUCUUAGAUGUUAUCUACGGAUUAAAUGAAUCAAACGAGCAACGGCAUUUUGGUGAAAAGCAGGUGUCGCCAGGAAGUAUCGUUACAGGUGUUGUAUUAUUCUUUAUAGCUGCCCUAACAAUCACAGGAAAUAUAAUGGUAUUCGCCGCUGUGAUAUUCAAUAAGAAACUACGGUCAGUUUCAAACUUAUUUAUUAUGUCUCUAAGUAUGGCCGAUUUAUUGCUAGGGACUGUGGUUAUGAUUCCUGCAACACUAAAUGAAAUAUUUGGACGCUGGAUACUAGCAAGUGGAUUUUGUGUUGUUUGGGCGGGCUUCGAUGUCAUGCUCUGUAGUGCGUCAGUGUUGAACGUAUGCCUGAUAAGCCUUGAUAGAUACAUUGCUGUGAUGUCACCUCUACGUUACAAGGUCAUCGUAACCCACCGACGGGCAUUUGCUAUGAUAGCUGUUGCUUGGGUAAUAGCGAUUUGUGCAUCAUUCAUUCCUCUGGGGACAGGUAUCCACAAUCCUGAUUUACCAACACUUACUAACCUAACCUUUCUUACGGAAACACCUCAAUGCCUUUUUAUUCCAAGUUUAACAUUUGUGCUGAUAGCGUCAACUGUGACUAUAUUGCUGCCGAUAAUUGUUGCAUUCGGACUAUAUUACCGGGUAUCUAAGGAAGCAAAACGACAAGCAUGUUUCGUAGGAGUCCUUAUUGCACCUAGCAACAUGCUUCUAGGAGCAAAAGUAGCAAACAAACACAUCAGAGAACCAUUCACCAGAAAAGCUACAGUAACCCUCGGAAUAAUUGUGGGUGCAUACGUUGUGACAUGGGCUCCAUUUUUGAUUACAAAUAUAUUAGAAGCCUUAUGUACUUGCGUCCAUGUCAAACUGUUUAGUGCUUUCGUGUGGCUAGGGUAUUGUAACAGCCUCAUAAACCCCAUCAUUUACCCGUUCUUUAUACGUGACUUUCGGAACGUUUAUUUAACAGCGUUAUUUAAUGUAUGCCCGUGUUUGACCUUUCUCCAAAAGUACAAACGCGACAGAGUUUUUUUCCAGAACGCGAUGGAGUUCGUAAAGCGUUCGUCGGAAACCACAGAGAAUAAAUUAUAAAUUGACAAGCGGAUACUUCGUGCCAUUAAAGGGUUACAUAUUUUAUUUGAUACACGUAUACGGUAGAAUAUUGAGUAUGUGUCAAGUGUUUAUAAAUAUUGCGUAUUCGUCAUUGUGAUCGUUAUUUCAACCGGAAAUUAAACUUGUAGAUGACGUUGAACAAGUCAGAACAAACCGUACACGCAUUGUACCAGAACGUCGCAUUUAUCAGUUGCUUUCAACAUUGAUACUACAUUGAUUAUGUAAU